Molecule: messenger RNA, 638 nt
Organism: Zea mays
Lineage: Eukaryota; Viridiplantae; Streptophyta; Magnoliopsida; Poales; Poaceae
Product: PL3K2
Molecular function (GO): carbohydrate binding
Source: RefSeq, marked provisional
CUACACACAUACAUAGUUUCUUCUACUACACGACGACAAACAUGGGGAAGCCUGCGAAGAUCGGAGAGUGGGGUGGAUACGCCGGCGAUCGUCGGGAUCUGAGGGCUACUCCGGACCGGCUGAUCGAGGUGAAGGUCACGGCGGACAACAGCAGCUGCAUCCGCUCCAUCUCCUUCAUCUACAUCGGAGCCGAUGGCAAACCGUACGAGGAGGGGCCAUGGGGUUUCGGCCAUGCUGGCACGGAGUACAAGAUUGAUCUGUGCAGGUUCGACGAGAGCUUGACGGAGAUCUCCGGGACCACGGGCCCAGCCUACAACAUUGACAAUCUGGUCAAGUCUCUCAAAUUCGUCACCAACAAACGCGCUUACGGACCGUACGGCAGGGACGAGGGCACCCCGUUCCGUGUCAAGGUGAUGAACAACGGCCACGUCGCUGGCUUCUUUGGCCGCUCUGGAGAUUGCCUGGACGCGAUCGGGCUCUACGUGAACCCCAACUAAUAACUAAAACGAUGGAUCGGAUCAUCUGCAUGCAUGCAUAUGCAGUAUGCAUGCUGCUUGCCUGCCUGUAACGAAUAUGAAUGCAUAAAAUAACGCCCCUGCUGCUCCCAUGCAUCAGCAGUGUGUACCACUAUGUUAUAU